CAGCAGGAGUGGGGACAACGGUGUUGGCGGCGCCAGGGGGGUUCACCUGUGACUAGUGUGAGUGUGCUCGUGGCGUGUGCUUCACCACCACCACCAGCAGUCUUGUUCCUGCUGCCCGCCGCCUCUACCCUCCUCACUCGUCGUCACACUAUGUGCAAGAAGGAUGAUGGCGUCCCUACACAACACAACCACCAGCUUGCCGCUGACCACCACCACAACCACACCACACCACCACAGUCCCAGCAUCAGUCGCAGUAUCAGUCCGAAUCCCAGCAGCAGGAGCAGCAGCAGCAGGAGCAGCAGCAGCAGCAGCAGCAGCAGCAGCAGCAGCAGCAGCAACAGCAGCAGGUGCCCCAGCUCAGCAAGGGGGAUCUCCAGCACCGCGACGUACAUCCCCCUAGAUCCUCUUCUGGAAACCCUGCGUCUCCGGUUACUCAGAGUUAUAAUGAAGCAGGCUGAUAGUGUAGAAGAUGGUGGCGGUGGAGAUGGGGGGGGAGGAGGAGGAGGAGGAGGUGGUGGCGGCGGUGACGGAACAAGUGUUGAAGAAAAACAAGAAGUCACAACUAACCUGCAGGUCAAGGUUGAUGCUCAAGCCUCGCACACCACCACCUUCAGUGACACCAGUACUGAAACCUCUAUGAAGACUACCACCAGCAAGUUAACCAGGACUACAAAAGUCAAGACAAUAAAAAUUGUCAAGAAGAAGACAACAAGCUCUCUGAUAGCCAAUGCCAUCUCAGAUCUCAAUAGUAAGGCUGAAGAACCACUCACUUUAGUUGGAGAGUCACCCAAGAAAGUAUUAAUAAAAAGAAGUAUUGACACUCCUCCCAGAAAAAUCCCUGGCAUUCCAAAGAAAAUAAUUAAGCCUGUUAGGUGCCAGGAAGUGCUAGAGGGAGGUGCUGAAGCUACUGCAUCGGUCCCUUCACCAAAAAGGGGAGAAUCAAAUAAAACUAAAGAAACAAGCAAGGUUGAUAUUACCAAUGAAACAAAGGUUGUCAGUGAUGCUAAAAAAUCAGUUGUUCAGCAUUCUGUGGAAAAAGCAGCAGUGGAAGUGAAUCAUUCAGUUGAAACAUCAGACAGUGAUGAAAUAAAAACAUCAGCUAAAGCAAACUCUUCUGAUAAAAUUGAAAAUUUGAUUGAAAUUAAAGCAUUACCUGAAACUAAUGAUUCUAUAAAAAUAAACAAUGAAGUAAAAUCAAGGGAAUCAUUAGAAGUUAAGUCAUCCAAACAUAAAAACUCAACUGAAUCACUUGAUUCUGUUGCACAUAAAAACAUCUCUAAAGCCAGUGAUUCAGCUAGGCCUAAGGACUCCACUGAAAUAAAUAAAUCAUUUUCCACAAAAGCAAAUGAUUUGGUAAAAAUUGAAGAAUCUGUGAAAGAAAAUGAUCCAGUAAAGAGUAAAGAAUCCGUGAAAGAAAAUGAUCCAAUUAAGAGUAAAGAAUCCGUGAAAGAAAAUGAUCCAGUAAAGAGUAAAGAAUCUGUGAAAGAAAAUGAUUCAGUAAAAAGUAAAGAAUCUGUGAAAGAAAAUGAUCCAGUAAAGAAUAAAGAAUCCAUGAAAGGAAUUGAUGCUGUUAGCUCAAAAGAUUGUAUAAAAUCAAAUGAUUCAAUUGUAUCUAAACAAAACAAUACUUGUACAGUUGUUUCAGUCAGAUCUAAAGACUAUACUGAAAGAAAUGAUACUGUCAAAUCUAAUGAUCCAAUUAAAGCAGACAAUUCAAUCAAAUUAGAGAUCUCCUCUGAAAAAAGUGAAGUCGUAAAACCUAAAGAAACCGUUGUAAAAAAUAAUUUGGCUAAAUCAAAAGACUGUGUUCAACCAGAGUGUUCUACAGCAAAAGAAACCAGCAUUGAUACUCUUACCACUAAAACUGAUACCCCUGACGAGACUGCUAGUUCGGUAAAAGUUAAAUCAACAAAAGCAAAAAAAUCUACCAAGGUUGUAAGUUCUGUGAGAAGCACAGACUCUUUGAGUGCCGUAGACUCUGCAACGGUGAUGCCUGCAAAAGCCAGUGAGUGUUCAAAAACUGUAGAUAAUGUAAAGGAGGAUGAAUUGGGUGCCACAAAUAACAUACAAAAUGAAGUAGACUCUGACAAAGCAAUUGAAAAUAGUGAUUAUGCAGAUAAGGAUGUAGUGAAUGAUAUUUCUAGUUUGAGUGAAGAAACAAAUGUGAGCUCGUGUAGUAAUGAAAAGACCAAAUUUGCUGAUGCCGAUUCUUUGUUGGAUUCGGAACUAGACAAUGUUAGUGUGUUUGUUAUUGUCCGUGAUAUGAGUGGCCUAACAGCCACAGUAAAUAAGGUGACAAUAGUUACGCCUGCCACAUCCACAUGUGGUGAAUUAAUGCAAGAAGUUGGCCGCCGUUUUAAAUAUGAACCUGACUCCUUCUCGCUGGUUCUACAGUGCUCUGAUGGUGAUCAGGUAGAAGUGGACAAAAUGGAGGCUGAACGCACAUUGGCAGAUGCUAGGUUUCAAGUUGAAGGUACGCCACGGAACAGCCUAAUACUAUGUGAUCUUGGUGGUCAUCCUCCACGGCGAACAGAUGAUGAUGAUCUUAGCCUCGGGGCCUCGGCAUCUCCCACAGCUAAUGCUACAGAAAGAAAGUGGUUUGACCGAAGCAAUAAUUAUGAUAACACACCAGAGUAUUCUUAUCCUUCUGCAUUGAUUAAGCAUGAAACAGUAGGGUUUGUGUAUACUACAGGUUAUGUGGGACUGGUGAACCAGGCAAUGACUUGUUACCUAAACAGCCUCCUGCAGACACUGUACAUGACACCAGAGUUCCGCAAUGCAAUCUAUCAAUGGGAGUUUAAAGGCUGUGAGGAAGAAGCUUCAAAAAAUAUUCCGUGCCAGAUACAAAGACUUUUUCUUCUACUACAGACAACAAAUAAGAGUGCAGUAGAGACGACCAACCUCACCCGGAGUUUUGGGUGGGACAGCAGUGAGGCGUGGCAGCAGCAUGACAUUCAGGAAUUGUGCAGAGUGAUGUUUGAUGCCCUUGAACAGUGCUUUAAAAAUACCCAUCAGUCCAACCUCAUCAAUGAUCUUUAUGAAGGCAAGAUGAAGGACUAUGUUAAGUGCCUCCAGUGUGGUAUUGAAGGAGCUAGAGAAGACACAUAUUUAGAUAUUCCUCUUCCCAUCAGACCAUUUGGCUCCAGUUCGGCAUACAAGAGUGUGGAAGAAGCUCUAAGGGCUUUUGUGGAGCCUGAGUUGCUCACAGGAAACAACAAAUACAAAUGCUCAAAAUGUGAUACUCUGUGCGAUGCUCACAAAGGUCUCAAGUUUACCCGCUUCCCGUACCUGCUUACCAUACACCUCAUGCGGUUUGACUUUGACUACCAAACAUUGCAUAGAAUAAAACUCAAUGAUAAAGUCACAUUCCCAAAUAUCCUGGACUUAAAUUACUUCAUUGAGAAUACGAACAAAGAAGAUGGAAGUGUAUCGACUACAGCUGUCACACCAGAGAAGUCUUCAGCAGAUAAAGUUGAUGAUGCAUCCACCACAGACUCUGGCUCUGCACUGGAUGUAGAAGACAGUUCUGUUGAGAAUACUUCAAAUUCCCAGCCUGAAUCUGAUAAUCAGGAUGAAGAUGAGGGAAUAGAUGUGAGCAGUAUGUACAAUGAGAAGAACAAGACCUGGUUGACGAAUGGCCCUUAUGUCUACGAGCUCUUCUCAAUCAUGAUUCACUCGGGCAGUGCAUCAGGUGGCCAUUAUUACGCUUACAUUAAGGACUUUGCAACAGGGGAGUGGUUCUGCUUCAAUGACCAAAGUGUAACCAAGAUUACAUAUGAUGACAUCAGAAAGACAUAUGGUGGCAACACUUCAAGAGGAGGUUACUACUCCAGCUGGAGCUCCAGUGCUAAUGCUUACAUGCUCAUGUACAGACAAAUCACAAAGGACAGAAAUGUUGAUGCCUUUACCCGGGAGCAACUCCCACAACAUAUCAAGGACUUAGUACAAAGAAUGACAGAAGAAGAAGCAGCAGAGAGAGAACAGCGAGAGCUCGAGAGAUGUACAUGUCGCAUCAAGCUAUUCUGCCAGCCCCCCGGCCAAAGUCAGAUGGUGGAGAAGAAACUCAGAGUUCACAAGGACUCCACUCUCAGGGAAACCACCAAACUGGCUCAUAAGGAGUUGGGGUUAGAAAAUGUUGUUCCUCUAGAAAGAUGUCGUCUGGUCAAGUAUGAGGAAUUUCACAACAGUUUAGAGUGCUCGUUUGAGGGUCAAGAGGAUGAGCUCAUAUCUGAAGUUCUUGGAGGUGUGAGGAAUUCAUACAAGUUUGAUCUUUUGAUGGAAAUUCGUGAUGAAGACAAAACAUUUGAAGUUUAUAAGCCUGGAGGUACAACAAUAAAGGCCCAUGUGGUGAACUUGACAACAGAAGAGGUGGAGGGACCAUGUAACUUGAGAGGGAGCCUCAGCAUGACUGUACGUGAGCUGAAGGAACUACUAGGUCGUUCUCUCAACCUAAAUCCUGACACAAUGAGGAUUGUGUUAGAACGUUACUACAACGAUUUGAGACCGCUCACCCCAGACACCAAGACUCUGAAGACCGAGGGUUUCUAUAGAUCAAACAAGGUGUAUGUUGAGGCAUCUGGUGCUGAGCCUAAUGACUUCUUCACUGGAUCUUGCAUGUACUGCAUCCUAGACCGUUACGAAAACACCAUCACACUCUACUGCCCUCUCCCAGACACUAGUAAAGAAGCGUUAGAAGAACUUCAAAUUCCAGCCUACAAAGAGGAAGAGGUAGAUCCAUCAGGAGGUGAGAGCAGCAGCAACAACAGUGGUAGUUGUAGUGGUGUUGCAUCCAUGUCUUCUGCUGCCUCCCCUGCUGAGAGUGCUGCCAGCCCUGCCAGCUGCUCUAGCAAGGACAGUGGGAUUAGCAGCAAAGCUCCGACUGAAUCCUCCAGUAGCGAGACUGAAAGUAGCAGCAAUAGCUCAAUUGUCAGUCCAUCGGGACCUUGUACUUCAUCACUGUCAACUUCAUCAACUAUACCUGCCAGCAGUCCAGGAUCAUCUUCCAUGCAGGGAAGUGUUGGUGGAAUGCCAGGCGCCACGGCCACCACUCCAACCGCCUUCCCCACCACCACCGGCAAUGGCAGUGAUGGAGAGGAUGAGGGGAUUGCUGAUGCUGACAGUGGUGCCAGUUCAUCCAAUGUCAACAGUGACCAGAGUGCCAGUGAAGAUUCUUCCCUUACCAGUGAUAGUGACAGAACACUAGUAGGAGACCCUCCAGAGGACAAACUUUCUGAUGCUAGCAAUUCGCCAGACUACAGAAAUGUGUCAUCACCUGAAGACAAUGGCACCGAGACGAAGGGAGAUGACUCUGGUUGGGGUUUACCUAUUUUCCAGGACAAUGAGGUAGUCUGGGGAGAGGAUGAGAAGGAAGUGGAGGUCAAGCGGUACUUCAGAGCAGAGUAUUUCACAGAAGAGGACACUAAACAAAAAAUGCUACGGGUUUAUGUAGAUAAAAGGAUAACGGUUGGCCAGCUGAAGGCCGAAAUGCAACGGUGGGUAGGGGUGUCUCAUGAACACUUCAAACUCUUCAAAAUAUACUCCAACAGCCAAGAAUUUGAGUGCACUAGAAUGACUGAAACUUUAGCCUCGUAUGGUGACAACACCAGAUUAAGUGUGAGGCUGGGAAGAGCACUGCUGCCUGGCGAACAAAGAGGGAAAGUUUACAUGCUUGAGCCAGACAAUAUUGAUGAUCCUGCUCGAUUCCUCAUAGAUUGGGUUAUAUGCAAGGGUGACACUGUUGCCAAUGCCAAGAAGGCCAUCAUAAAAGAAGUAAAUACACGAUGUAACAUGACUCUUGUCCCAGAAAAUGUGAGAAUGCGGAAAAAGAGUUGGAAGAACCCCCAGACAAUAUACCUCGACAAUCAAAAGUUUGACGACGACAUCAAUUUGUACUCAAACUGGGAAAUGUUCCUCCAGAUUAUAGAGGGACCAGAGACUAGAACAAGCAGCACUGAAGAAUUAGCAAUUUUUGUGAAGAGAUGGAGACCAUCAACCUAUACUACUGACCGGCUCACUGAGAUCAUUAUACCUAGGUCAACUGUUGAUGGCCUUAAGGAAAAGUUGUCUGAAAUAUCUGGAAUAGAAGCAGAGAAUAUUGAAGUUGCCAAGGGCAAAGGAACAUUUCCAUCUGAUAUGUCUGUUAUUGAUAUAACCAAUGACCUAGAUUGGGCUCCUCGCAGUGGCCCGUUGGACCAGCGGCCAUUUUACAUUCUAGAUGAUGGUGCUAUGAUUUAUUACAGGGAUAAGACUGAAAAGCUGAAGGAACUAUUGGAAGAUGAACGUCGGGAGCUUGUGAACACUGAGAACCGCCGCCUCAACCGUGAACAGCAGUACACCUGUCCAAGUUCCUCAACUUCUACCUAUAGUACUCUAAGAUCCAAAGAAAAGGGACUCAAAAUUUAUCUAAAUCAUGAAGAUUAAAUAUGGAUAAAAACUUGAUAAAUGGCUGUAUAUGUUAUGAUUCCUCUGGAGUCAGAAUAGUAGCAGUUUUUUGGUGAUAAUGGUACAACAAAAUACUGCCAUUAUGAUCAGUGAAAAAAAUAAAAAGAGACUGCUUUUGGAUGUUCAGUUUCUGUACCAGUGCCUAAACCUUUACUGUAAGUCACUACAAUACACUGGAAGGUCAUGGUGUCAGGCAUGUUUAAUUUAAACAAUAUUAUAUGCCCGGUGAUUUAUUUAAAACAAAUAAAAGGUAGAGAUAGUACUGUACAACGUUGACGUUCAUGAUUUGACUUAAAAUUAUAUAUAUCAAGAAAAUUUCUGAAUAAAGUUUAUUUAGAAAAUACUGUAGUAAUAAAUUUCUGUAUAUAAGUUUUAACUAAAGUGACUGUAUUACAAAGGAAAAUGUAAGAUACAUCAUCCAAGCCUAAUGACCCACUUUGUGUUUAUAACCUUCUUUUUUUUUUUUUUCCACAAACCACCUCGGUACUGCACAGGAAACAUAGACUCGUUCUCAAAUAAAAACCAUUUGGUAUACAAAUAUACAGUAGUCUGAAAUACAAUAUCAAAAGCUAGUGUGUGCAAAAUAUUUUUAAGUGUCAAGACACUGUAAGAAGAGUGAAAGUUAAUUCUGCCUAGUGAUGACACCAACCUUACUCCAUGUUGCCAUUGACACGCCCAACAUUAACACGCCCCAUCAACAGUAUUGUUUGGAAUUUUAGCCAAAGAUUAAAAAUGAAUGCAUGUUGCCUUUGCUUUUACUUUAAGUACUAUUAGAACAAAAUUAAAAUGUAAGGAAUCAAUUUCUUCUUUUUGUUAUAUAUACAUUUAGAGGAAUUAAGUUGGACAAAAAUAAAAUGAGAAAAUAAUGGGAAAGUAAAUGUGGUGGACUUGGCCGAAGAAAGUUAGGCAUCCAUUGAAAUACUAGAAGACCUCAAGGAUGUAAUCCCUGUGAGCACAGGCUGCAGUGUAACUACAUAGAUUGUUUGGAUAGCUUUGUUGAAACCUGAAGGGUUUGGUGCAUAAUUGCACCAAACAUAAUCUUUAAUUGCAAUGCAUAAUCAACAUAAUUGAGGCAAAAUAUCAUAAAAAUUUAAUGUCACCAAAGAUGAUAAUAUUUUGGACCAAUAAUUCAUCUUCUGGAAGUUAUUUAUGAUUUUUGUUUACGGGUCUACAUAGUUUACCAGAAAUUAUUUUACAAAAUGUUCAUAAAAAAUAUAGCAGUACAAAAUAAAUCAUUGGCAAAGGCUUUACAAACACUGAUGGUACAGAGAUAUAUUUUAGCUUUCUGCUUAAGCAAAAUUAUCUUCAUGUUUUUGUUUUAAGCAUACAUUAAUGAAGGUAAGUAAAUAUAUAUAUAUUUUACUUGGAUGCAGCUGAUAUCUUGGAGCAAAUUAGUUUGUGCACAGAAUUGAAGGUAAAACUAAACAAUGUUAAAAAAAAUCAUGUAUAAAUAUAUACACAAAUAAAGUAUAGGUUUUGAGAUUAAAUUUAGCUAUGCUCAUUAAGUUUCAUAGUAAAAACCUCCUGUUCAUUCAAAAUCCAUCAUGUAUAUUGCACUGAAGAACAUUUUCAUGCAAUAAUUAACUUAGCAGAUAAUGAUACUGUACUGUUAAAUUACAUUAUCCUCACUCCUCAAAUAAACUAAAUGAAAAUCUGCCUUACUUUAGCUCGAACUCGAGACCAUUUUUGUAUCGUUUCAUGUUGUCAUUUAUGCUCAUCACCUCACUGAUGAACUUGUAUAAAGUUGCAUGUAUUUUUGGCAUUGUCUUGUGGUAAUAUGUGCAUGUUCCUUGUGUGAGCAAAAAAAAAAUAACAAAAACAGCUGGAACUGUAAUGAUGUUGUGUAUGAAUUGUGGGGUUACUGUUAAUUACUUGGGGCACCACUCUACUGCCCAGUGUGUGAUAGACCUGCCUUGUCUUGAGCAGCAGGCACCUUGUACAGUAAUUUACUUUUUUGAAUUCUGUAAAUAGUUGCCAGAGAUAUAAAUCCCAUUUUUCAUAACCAUAUUUAAUUGGUGUUUUUCACCUUUAAAGAAUUGUGAAAUAUUGGGAGUCACACACUCCCUCCUCAUUAAGCCGACACCUUGUAUCAUACUUGCAUUUUAUCAUGUUAUAUAUGAUCCUGUGCAUACUAUGGUUUUUACAAUUUUUAAUGUAUUCUGUUAUUUUCCCAACACUUUUCUCAUGUCGUAUACCUAUGUACUGUAUUUUUUGUAAAUAAAUUUAUUAUUAUAAUUGAAGAGGGAGUCGACAGGAAAUAUUUUUUGUAUUACCUAUGACGAUGCAAGGAAUACACAUUUGUGCAUCCUUUUAUUAAUAACUGUAAGUCAUGUCUUCAAGAACCUAGUCUAUGUUCACAUAUUUGUUGGAACUGUCAUAGUCUCUUGUAUAUUUUGUGCAUAUGUUAACGUUUAUUUAUUAUUUCGAAUGUUUAUCAAUUGGAGAGAUACUAUACAAUGAAGCUUACUUUAGUAAUACAGAAUAAUUAAAACAAACUUGAUUGAA
Messenger RNA from Procambarus clarkii (red swamp crayfish), 8947 nucleotides. Its product is annotated as ubiquitin specific protease 47. The record is from RefSeq and is a predicted model, not a curated record. NCBI's taxonomy places the organism in Eukaryota, Metazoa, Arthropoda, Malacostraca, Decapoda, Cambaridae. Gene Ontology annotation, biological process: protein deubiquitination. Gene Ontology annotation, molecular function: protein binding; cysteine-type deubiquitinase activity. Gene Ontology annotation, cellular component: cytosol; nucleus.